Molecule: messenger RNA, 1334 nt
Organism: Cuculus canorus (common cuckoo)
Lineage: Eukaryota; Metazoa; Chordata; Aves; Cuculiformes; Cuculidae
Product: mast cell protease 1A
Exons: 5
Coding region: 96-821 (241 amino acids)
Biological process (GO): proteolysis
Molecular function (GO): serine-type endopeptidase activity
Source: RefSeq, a predicted model, not a curated record
GGGUACAGUUGGUCCAAGGGUAUAAAACCAGCCCCGGGGAACUAAGAGACUCAGACUUCCACACCUCUUGGAAGGAUUAUCAGCUGUUGGAAGAGAUGCCCCAGUCUCUGCUGGCCCUGCUGUUCCUGCUCUCCUGCCCGUGGGCUGAUGCUGGUGCUCUGCAAGGUCAGAUUGUGGGGGGCCAUGAGGCUCGGCCCCACUCCCACCCUUACAUGGCAUACCUGAAGGUAGAGGACUCCGGAUGUGGAGGAUUCCUGGUGGCCCCUGACUGGGUGAUGACAGCCGCACACUGCUUGGGAAAUUCCACGGUCAUCCUGGGAGCUCACAACAUCGUCAAACCAGAAACGACCCAGCAGGUCCGAGGAGUCCUCAGAUACCACCCGCACCCUGAAUACGACCCGGAGACUUGUUCCAACGACAUCAUGCUGCUCAAGCUGACAGCAAAGGCCACUCUCAAUGACUACGUCAAGACUGUUCCACUGCCCAAGACCAGCAGCCACCUCCCCACGGGCACCAAGUGCGUCAUAGCUGGCUGGGGCCUGAUCGAUAAAGACCACUUCACCAACAAGCUCUUUGAAACCAAAGUCUCCAUCUACAGCCGCAGGAAAUGCACCAGCUUCUAUCCGCAUCUUGACAAUGGCAUGGUCUGUGCCGGCAGCUUCCACGAGCUCAGGGAUUCCAGCCAGGGAGAUUCCGGUGGGCCCCUGGUGUGUAAUAAGGUGGCACAAGGCAUCGUUUCCUUUGGGUACCACAACCCACCGGGGGUCUACACCCGCAUCGCCAACUACCUGCACUGGAUCAGAAAUACAAUGAAGAAGUAACAGCAGUAUCGCUCGCUCCAGCAUUGCUGUGGCCUUGGAGACAGCACCGAGUUCCUUUCUGCCCCUGCUGAAGGCUUGGCUUCCUCCUCUCUCCUUGGGAACCUGGGUGACCCCAUCAGUGGACGCAACGGUGUCCUUCCUUCUAUUCUGAGGCUGCUGCUGUCUCAUUCCCUGCCCAGCCCAGGCAGCCAGGUCAGGCUGAUAGAAGCAGGGAUCAUCCCAGAUCAUCAAACAGAAUCAGACAGUCAUGGAAUGGGUUGAGUUCCCAUCCAGUUCCAACCCCCUGCCAUGGACAGGGACACCUCCCACUGGAUCAGGGGCUCCAAGCCCCAUCCAACCUGGUCUUCAGCACCUCCAGGGAUGGAGCAGCCACCACUGCUCUGGGCGACAGUUUCAGGCACCAGAAAGAUGCUGUGCUUCAAUGAGCCCCGUUUCCUUCCAAGAUAUCUCUGUCCCUGCUUAAACCUCGCUGUACUUGAAACACACACAGUAAACUCAGAGCUGCAUUUCCCA